Trichobilharzia szidati is the source of this 3228-nucleotide messenger RNA. NCBI's taxonomy places the organism in Eukaryota, Metazoa, Platyhelminthes, Trematoda, Strigeidida, Schistosomatidae. The record is from the annotation of a GenBank genome assembly.
CUUGUCGGUUGAAACCGCGUUUUCGAAUGCAUUUGUUGUUCUCGCACGACACGUUCAGUAAUAAAUGCGGUAUUAUGAACAACCAUAUACCCUUCUUACUUGGUGAUAUUAAAACGCCACAGUUAUAUAAUAAAACACCUUGAUAGUUUGGAUUUAUAAAACAACCGCGGGACUCUUAUAACAAUUAUCUAAAUUCAUAUGGAAAAUUCUCCGCUACCAACUGUAAAAGGCCAAAUAUUUGAGCUAGGACCAAGGUUUGAUGACAUACAGUAUGUUGGUGAAGGAGCGUAUGGAAUUGUUGUAUCGGCGUUCGAUCGAGUACGGAAUGAGAAAGUUGCUAUUAAGAAAGUUUCCCCAUUUGAACACCAGACUUAUUGUCAGAGAACAUACAGAGAGAUUUGGAUUUUGAGCAGAAUGGAUCAUGAAAACAUAGUUAAGAUUCAUGACCUUAUAACACCAAGCACAUUCGAAGAAAUGAAAGAUGUUUAUAUUGUAGAAUGUUACAUGGAAACUGAUCUGUGCCGUUUAUUGAAAACUCAAAAGCUUAGCAAUGAUCAUAUUUGUUAUUUCCUUUAUCAAAUGUUAAGAGGUCUCAAAUAUAUACACUCUGCAAAUGUCCUUCACAGAGAUCUGAAACCAUGCAAUAUUUUAUUGAAUGCAGCAUGUGAUUUAAGGAUAUGCGAUUUUGGAUUGGCGCGUAUAGCAGACCCAGAAUCAGAACAGUCAGGUACACUGACAGAAUAUGUGGCUACACGUUGGUAUCGUGCACCAGAGAUAAUGUUAACGUCAAAAUUGUACACGAAAGCAAUUGAUAUCUGGUCAAUUGGUUGUAUUAUGGCUGAAAUGCUUAGCAAUCGUGUUCUAUUCCCUGGGAAACAUUAUAUUGAUCAAUUGAAUUUAAUACUACAAGUAUUAGGUUCACCAACAAAAGAAGACUUUGAGACUAUUGUAAACCUAAAAGCUCGUGCCUAUUUAGAAUCAUUGCCUCAUCGGGCAAAAGUCCCAUGGAAACAACUCUAUCCAUAUGCUAGUGAAUCAGCCUUAGAUUUAUUGGACAGAUUAUUAUGCUUUGUUCCUUCGCGUCGAAUAACCGUUGAAGAUGCUCUAGCACAUCCUUACCUGGAACAAUACUAUGAUCCAACGGAUGAACCAGUAUUCGAACAUCCAUUUGUACAAGAAACAGAUAAUUAUCCAAAGGAGAAGUUGAAAGUUCUUAUCUGGGAAGAAAUACAACGAUUUCAAAGUAAUAAGAAUAACAGCAAUAACAGUAAUAAUGAUGGAAGCAACAAUACCAAUAGGAAUAUGGCAUCUUUGACCCUGGGACAACAAACAGAGGAACUAACCUCAACAACUACAGAAUCGUAACUGGUUGUAACAAUCAAUGAUAUCCCAUACUUCAUAAGUGCUGGCGAUAAUCAAUAUAGUCUGAAUGUGUUAUUCAUCGACCUACGGAUAUAAAAUCUGCCUUUUCACUGUGUUUCCUCUUCAACGUUUUGUGUAUACCUGUUAUUUUAUUAUUCAGAAUAUAUAUGUGCAUAUCGUUUAUUAUAUAAUAGAUUGCUUGUUCAUCGCAAAUCCAUUAAUGCUGCUGUGUCUGUGUAUUUGUCAGUAAUCCUGUUGCCUCUAUUUUUUCUCAAAGAAGCACCAAUGUCGACGAUAAACUACCUAUUCUGUAAAUCUUCCUUAAAAAAUAAUCUAUCUUACUAUCACUUCUCCUGAUAUCUAGAUUAUGCGAGUAUAAGUAUCUUUGGUUCGCCUAAAAAUCGAUGUAUAAAUCAACUACCAAGUUAAAUGCGUCAGCCAUUUUGUUUCAUUCAUCUUGUCUAAACUACUUUACACAUUCGUCUUUACUGCCUCUUAUCUACUAACCAAAAUUUACUAUCUUUCGGUGUAUUAUUUCAUUAUUUAAAUGUAGACAGUGAAGUUUUAAUUAAACAUUGAUAAAUUUGUUUGAAUGAAUCAAUUCGCUUAAAUAUAUGGUUACGAAUAUGCGCGCACAUACAAAAUUUGAGGGAAGAACCAACAACAACAAGAAAAUGCCUUUAUCAAUUAGACCAUUCAUAUUACAAUCUGUAUUCAUAAUUUUCUUUUAAUAUUCACUGUGUGUUCAUAUACUAAUAACCACUGUCAUCCACUUCUAUGCUAGUAAUGAUCAUGAAAACACCGAUUAAUUUCCAGGUAUUUUAUGCUUUUGUGAAUGUUUUUUGUGCUUUCUUAAUAAGAGCUUCUUUUUACUCACUUAUUAUCGCCAUCUUUAUCUUUUUAUCACAGUGACCUUCUGGUGAAGGUUUAACUGAUAUAUUCAAUACUAGAAUCUGUUCAAUGAUUAUUUAACAAAAAUCGCUAAUUAUGCAGCCUGCAGGACAGAAACUGCUGUCAUCUAGAAAGCAAAAUUUUUAAACAUCUUGUUAUUAUUUUGUAUAUAUAAACAUAAACAUUCAUUCAUAUUUUUGCUUAUUUUCAACAAGUACUAUUCUUUAAAUUCAAAAAUGGCGCAAAUACAACUUCCACUGUUUAACGUCAUAUUUAAUCCAUUUAAACAAAAAGCACUUUCUAUUGAACACCUUUAAUAUAUGAGAUAAAUUUAAACAGUGUUAGAGAUUAUAUUUAAAUAUUCAAUUUUUGAUCGAUUAUAUAUGUACACCAUUGUUUUGGCCUACUAAAGAGGUGUUUUCGUGUCAUCAGUUCUUAUUUGAGUAGAUGCAAGGUUUGAAUGUCUCCCCCAUUUGAUGUUUCUUUUUCCCUCAGUCAUGUCAUUGUUCCAAACCAAAGAUUAUAGAUUUCACUAUAUGUAAUGUACGUUUAAGUAUUUUCUGAAACAAAAGCAUAUUCUAUUCGCUAUUCAUAUUUAUUUUUCUAGUAAAUUAUUUUCCCAGAAUAACACUUCGAUUAAUCAUGUGUAUUUUUUAUCGUAAAAAGAUAAACUACUUAUAUACCUUAAUAAGUAGCUUGUUUUCACUUGGAAAAGUUAUACACGACAUGGAGGCUGCAGAGGGGUUGAGUAAUGAAAGUGUGAUUUGAUUUUAAUUCUUCUUCUCACAUCUAUGAAUACAGUUUGAAAAUUCGCCUUCACUUGAGCUUUUGAUGUAUACUGUCCUUCUCUGUUGUUGUUGCUAUUGUUUUUGUCAUGACCUAUCAAUAUGCUUGAAAUUUACGAAAAAAUGUAACUCAGUUUGUGCUUGUCUGCGUGUGUAUAUGUGCAUGAAGAAUAAAUUUAUUCAUCAGAGA